AUGUCACCUCCACGAAAACGAGUAAAAACGUCAGAAGAUGGAAGCUCAAGUCCAAGUCGGUCUGGCCCUGACACUUUAGUCAACGGAUCUGUCGGAAAAUACUCGAAGUCGAUAACUCAUGGAGCCACAGCGCAGGACAAAGCAACCUGGCAAGGGUUCUGCGACAUUGAGUCUGAACCGGCCUUGCUCAAUGUGAUGCUGAGAGAAUGGGGUGUUCGGAGUGCGAGGGUUCGCGAGAUCUUUUCGCUCGACGAUCUAGGCGCUGAAUACUCACCCAAGCACGUGUUUGGCCUGGUCUUCUGCUACCAGUACUUUGAGCCAGACUAUGGGAUGCACGAAAAGAGUUGCCCUGAGCAUAUAUGGUUCGCCAACCAGCUAUCGACAAGUUCAUGUGCUACCGUGACCAUGUUGAACAUUCUCAACAACGUCCCUGGGCUGGUCCUGGGCGAGAAUCUCCAGAGCUUCAAGGACUUCACACGCACGUUUGAGCCAUUUCCGCGCGGUGAAGCUCUAGCUGAGUUUGAAUUUGUCAAGCGCAUUCAUAAUUCAUUCGCCACCCGCAGCGAUAUGAUGAACUUUGACCUUCAAAUGAAGGGUAGCUUUGACACGGCCAUGAAAGCCAAAGCACAGCAGGCUAGACGGGAGGCACAGCAAGCCAAACAAAAGGCACGAACGGGCAAAACGAGCACUCCUCGAAAGAAGAAGAAACGGAAGGCUGAUGACGAAUCCGAUGCGGAGGCUGCCUUUCACUAUCAAGCCUUCCUGCCGAUUGGAAACGAGCUGUGGAAACUGGACGGAAUGGAUUACUAUCCGGAGAAACUUGGCACAUUCGAAGAAGGCCAGGACUGGACCGAAGUGUUCAGACCACUCCUGGAAGAGCGAAUCCUCCUGCUCAGCGAGCAAUACGGCGCCGAAGUCAACCUGAUGUGCCUGCACAAGGACGAAGCCGCCGAACUGCGCGAGCAUCUCGCCCAAAACAUUGUCUCCAUAAGAGCCGCUGAUGCCAGGCUCGACACGCUGCAGCCAGACUGGCGCAACUUCCUCGAAGAAGAUCCCGGCCUCAUCGUCGGCCCAAACACAGACCUGGGCAUCGACGAAGACUACCUCGCCAAGAUCAAAGUGCCUCUACCAGUGCAACAUCGAAUCGACGAAGACAGUCCGACGAUGCUCAUCGAUUUCCGCACUCGUCUUGUCGACAAGCAGAAGGCGAUUGACCAGAGUGUCCUGCAGGUUGCGACUGCAGAUGAGCGACAGGAGUCGGAACAUGCACGAGACUCCCGCUCCGACUAUCGCUCAUUCCACUAUCAGUAUCUAGUCGAGCUUGCAAACGCAGGCUGCCUGCGCGAUGUCGCAGAGGACGUACGAGCCGCCAAGGAAGCAAAGGGGAAGUAG
Pseudovirgaria hyperparasitica is the source of this 1392-nucleotide messenger RNA. Its product is annotated as cysteine proteinase. Lineage: Eukaryota; Fungi; Ascomycota; Dothideomycetes; Acrospermales; Acrospermaceae. The record is from RefSeq and is a predicted model, not a curated record. Gene Ontology annotation, biological process: ubiquitin-dependent protein catabolic process; protein deubiquitination. Gene Ontology annotation, cellular component: cytoplasm. The transcript has 4 exons. Gene Ontology annotation, molecular function: cysteine-type deubiquitinase activity. Bases 1 to 1392 code for a protein of 463 amino acids.